Diospyros lotus (date-plum) is the source of this 1556-nucleotide messenger RNA. RefSeq names its product S-adenosylmethionine synthase 1. Gene Ontology annotation, cellular component: cytosol. The record is from RefSeq and is a predicted model, not a curated record. The transcript has 2 exons. Gene Ontology annotation, biological process: S-adenosylmethionine biosynthetic process. NCBI's taxonomy places the organism in Eukaryota, Viridiplantae, Streptophyta, Magnoliopsida, Ericales, Ebenaceae. Bases 153 to 1334 code for a protein of 393 amino acids. Gene Ontology annotation, molecular function: ATP binding; methionine adenosyltransferase activity.
AACUUAACGUCUAUAAAUAUGGAGCCCAAGCUCCAGGGAAGAGUCGUCAAGCACCCGACCAAGUUGAUUGGAGUUGAGGUUCUCUUGCUCUCUCUCCUCUCUAAAGUCUCUUCCGUCGCCGCCGGGGCAUAUUUCGUCUUCAGCUUGAGAGGAUGGAAACCUUCCUCUACACCUCCGAAUCUGUGAACGAGGGACAUCCGGAUAAGCUCUGCGAUCAGAUCUCCGAUGCAGUACUCGAUGCCUGCCUCGAGCAAGACCCCGACAGCAAAGUCGCCUGUGAGACCUGCACUAAGACUAACAUGGUCAUGGUCUUCGGCGAGAUCACAACCAAAGCCAAGGUGGACUACGAGAAGAUCGUGCGCGACACUUGCCGCAACAUCGGCUUUGUUUCCGAUGAUGUUGGUCUUGAUGCCGAUAACUGCAAGGUUCUGGUCUUCAUCGAGCAGCAGAGCCCUGACAUUGCCCAGGGUGUCCACGGCCAUCUCACCAAGCGCCCUGAGGACAUCGGCGCCGGCGACCAGGGGCACAUGUUUGGCUACGCCACCGAUGAAACUCCCGAGCUGAUGCCCCUCAGCCACGUCCUCGCCACCAAGCUCGGCGCCCGCCUCACUGAAGUCCGCAAGAAUGGGACUUGCCCCUGGCUGAGACCCGACGGCAAAACCCAAGUCACCGUCGAGUACCACAACGACAAUGGCGCCAUGGUCCCUGUUCGUGUCCACACCGUUCUCAUCUCCACCCAGCACGAUGAAACUGUUACAAAUGAUGAAAUUGCUGCUGAUCUCAAAGAGCACGUCAUCAAGCCCGUCGUCCCUGAGAAGUACCUUGACGAGAAGACCAUUUUCCACCUUAACCCCUCUGGCCGAUUCGUCAUCGGUGGACCACACGGUGACGCUGGUCUCACCGGCCGUAAAAUCAUCAUUGAUACUUACGGUGGAUGGGGAGCUCACGGCGGUGGCGCCUUCUCUGGCAAGGAUCCCACCAAGGUGGACAGGAGCGGCGCCUAUAUUGUCAGGCAGGCCGCCAAGAGCAUUGUCGCCAACGGGCUUGCUCGCCGGUGCAUUGUGCAGGUAUCGUACGCCAUUGGUGUGCCUGAGCCAUUGUCGGUAUUCGUGGAUACCUACGGGACAGGGAAGAUUCCGGACAAGGAGAUUCUGAAGAUCGUGAAGGAGAGCUUUGACUUCAGGCCGGGAAUGAUUUCGAUCAACCUGGAUCUGAAGAGGGGCGGCAAUGGCAGGUUCUUGAAGACUGCUGCCUACGGCCACUUUGGAAGAGAUGAUCCCGACUUCACGUGGGAAGUGGUGAAGCCCCUUAAAUGGGAGAAGCCCCAGGAUUGAUUGAUUGAUUCAUUCCUGCAAUUCAAAUGCAUUAUCUUCUUCUCUGCUCCGUCCGCCGCCGCCGCCGCUCCUCCUCCUCCUCCUUUGACCUCUAAGAGCUUGCCUAUUGUUUGCUUGUUACUCUCAUUUUACCUUUACUUCCUUUCUUUUCUUUCCCGUUUUCCUUUUGUUUCUUUGUAUUUUGGUCUGUUUUUCGCCAUAUAAAAAUAUAAGGCUUAUCUA